Messenger RNA from Pygocentrus nattereri (red-bellied piranha), 1930 nucleotides. It is a transcript of the gene wdr31, whose product is annotated as WD repeat domain 31. Lineage: Eukaryota; Metazoa; Chordata; Actinopteri; Characiformes; Serrasalmidae. The record is from RefSeq and is a predicted model, not a curated record. Gene Ontology annotation, molecular function: protein binding. Bases 279 to 1307 code for a protein of 342 amino acids. The transcript is spliced from 10 exons.
AGGAGAUCACGUGAUCUCGACCUGCCCGGUUACCGUAGAAAGAAAGCGUCGCCAGGGAGACGGCGGAACCGGGCCCGAGCGCGCGAUGAGUUCCGAAUCUUUGAUGUUUUAACCGUUUUCGCGCGCGGAGAGGGUCGAAGAGUCGAGGAGCGCGAGCGGAGCGACCCUCACUGCAGUGCUCCGGGUUGCGGGUGAGAGGAGUGCGCGGGGCUGUUUGAGAUGGUUUGGUGAGAACGCGUCCGCUCACCUGGCCGGCUCUGGUGUGAGUGACCGCAGGCAUGGGCAAACUCCAGAGCAAGUUCCGCCGCCGCUCUGACCUCUACAGGGCCAAGGAGGGGGCGGAGCCUGUCCCUGUGCCUCAGGUGGUGCAGUAUGAACCCGCCCACUCCGGCGCUAUUAACUGUGUUACCUGUCUGAACUCUGACCUCUGUGUGUCAGGUGGGAUUGACCAGGCCGUCAUGGUUUAUGACUGGAGAGCUGGGAAGCCCUGCAGAUCUUUUCAUGGCCACCACAAGGAGAUCACCAAGCUGACGUGCUUCACGGGCAGUACGUGGAUCUUCAGUGCGUCUCGGGAUAAGACCGUGCUGAUGUGGGACUUCGCAGGCGGGUCGGACCCCGUCCAGACGUUCUGUGGACAUGAGCUCGUCAUCAACGGAGUCGCCGUCAGCCCGGACGGGACGAAGCUGUGCACCGGCUCUCGUGAUAACUCCAUGUGCCUGUGGGACAUCGAGACCGGAAAGUGUUUACAGAAGAACACCAUCUCACGCAACCUGGUAACUCAUGUGUGUUGGGUUCCAGGAGGAACAUCAAUAGUCCAGACCUCAGAGGACAAAACCAUCAGAGUGUGGGACAGCCGUAGCUGGCAGGUAAUGAACACAUUUCCUGCUAAGCAGUACAUCCAGACUCACUGUGAUAUCAGCCCCAACUGCAACCAUCUACUGUCCAGCAGCAACGGCUUCCAGGGUCAGGGCUGCGAGGCCACGCUGUGGGACCUGAGGCAGCCGGGCUGUAAGGUGGUGGAAUACAGAGGACACCUCCAGACCACGGCCUGCUGUGUCUUCCUGCCGCCCAGCAUCGGCUCGCCUGCACUCGUCGCUUCAGCAUCGUUCGACAGUUCCAUCAAAAUCUGGGACCAGAACACGGCAGCCUGUUUGUGUACUGUCUCUCUGGAUGGUUCUGGUCCGUUGGUGUCUUUGGCGCCAUGUGACUCCAGUAGUCUCCUCUGUGCCAGUUUUAAUACAGGACUUCACCAGCUGAACCUCUCCCGUGGAUCCGCGCCCAUCCUGAAGGAGAUCGCCCGCUUCUGACCUCCGUUCACCCUGAGGGUGACCACCCACUAACCCUACUACCCCGACCCUGAGGCUGAUCGCCUGCUUCUGACCCCCACUACCCCCAUCCUGAGGCUGAUCGCCUGCUUCUGACCCCCAACACCCCCACCCUGAGGCUGAUCGCCUGCUUCUGACCCCCAACACCCCCACCCUGAGGCUGAUCGCCUGCUUCUGACCCCCAACACCCCCACCCUGAGGCUGAUCGCCUGCUUCUGACCCCCAACACCCCCACCCUGAGGGUGAUCGCCCACUAACACCACUACCCCCACCCUGAGAUUGAUCACUUACUACCCCCACCCUGAGGGUGAUCGCCCACUAGCACCACUACCCCCACCCUGAAGGAGAUAACCCAAUUAUAACCCCCCCACCACUCCAAAAUAAACCCAUUGACUAAGUGCUAAUGCUAAUAGACGGAGCUAAAUCACUGCCUAGAGAUUUUGUCACAUGGAAAGUGUUGAGCAGGUGGAGAAAACUGACUCAGGACACACACACACACACACACACACAGUGACCAUAAGGCAGGGGUGCCCAAACCUUUUGUCCUGAGUGGGACAAAAAAAGACAGAACAGCAUGAAAAUAAAGAGGGCAGGUUUCAAAAAUA